AUGUCCUGCUCCUACACAUAUCCUACUGGUCAUACAGUCAACGCAACUUUCUGGAUGAAAAAUCGGCUUGAGGGUUUGGAGACCUCCGGUAUGUCUGAAGAUCCAGCUUACAAAAUAAGGGUGGAAUAUCUUGGAAAUAAACAGAACAACUGCAGUAUGAAACUGACUAAUGUGACAGGACAAGAUGCAAAAAGGUAUUUCUUCCGAUUUACAACUAAUUAUACCAGUGGGAAAUGGAUUGGUGAACCUGGAGUUCAAAUGUCAGUUACAGACCUACAGGUGGAGACUCCAGAGAGAGUGAUGGAGGGUGAAACAGUCACUCUGAAAUGUAAUACCACCUGUUCUCUGAGUAACACAUCAACCUUCAUCUGGUAUAAAAAUGGACGUGUUUUAACAAGGAAAACCAUGAAGAACAAUGAACUCUCUCUCCAGUCAGUCAGCUAUGAGGAUAGAGGCAGUUAUAUGUGUGCUGUACAAGGUCAUGAGAAUCUUCCCUCUCCUGCUGUCACUCUCACUGUCACGUAUCCUCCAAAGAAGACCACAGUGUCAGUCAGUGCCUCUGGUGAAAUAGUGGCAGGCAGUUCAGUGACUCUGACCUGCAGCAGUGAUGCUAAUCCACCACAGAUUAACUACACCUGGUAUAAAGAGAGUGUAACUUCACCUGUAGGAUAUGGACAGAGUUACAUCAUCAACAACAUUCAGUCCAGUAACAGUGGACUGUACUACUGUGAGGCCCAGAAUAAACAUGGCUCUCAGAAAACCACUGCUGUACUAGUCACACUGAAAGAUCGUCCAAAGAAGACCACAGUGUCAGUUAGUCCCCCUCGUGAAAUAGUGGAGGGCAGUUCAGUGACUCUGAUCUGCAGCAGUGAUGCUAAUCCACCAGCCACCUACAUCUGGUAUAAGAAGAAUGGAAGUGUCACUAUAGGAAAAGAAGAAACCUACAGGAUCAACAAGAUCAGCUCUGAGGACAGUGGAGAAUAUCAGUGCAAAUCCAGUAAUCAACAUGGAGAGCAUUUCGCUACUGUGUUUCUAAAUGUUCACUAUGCUACAGAGAAGACCACAGUGUCAGUCAGUCCCUCUGGUGAAAUAGUGGAGGGCAGUUCAGUGACUUUGACCUGCAGCAGUGAUGCUAAUCCACCAGCCACCUACAUCUGGUAUAAGAAGAAUGGAAGUGUCACUAUAGGAAAAGAAGAAACCUACAGGAUCAACAAGAUCAGCUCUGAGGACAGUGGAGAAUAUCAGUGCAAAUCCAGUAAUCAACAUGGAGAGCAUUUCGCUACUGUGUUUCUAAAUGUUCACCAUGCUCCAAAGAAGACCACAGUGUCAGUCAGUUCCACUGGUGAAAUAGUGGAGGGCAGUUCAGUGACUUUGACCUGCAGCAGUGAUGCUAAUCCACCAGCCACCUACAUCUGGUAUAAGAAGAAUGGAAGUGUCACUAUAGGAAAAGAAGAAACCUACAGGAUCAACAAGAUCAGCUCUGAGGACAGUGGAGAAUAUCACUGCAAGUCCAGUAAUCAACAUGGACAUCAGUAUUCAAAUACUGUAUCUCUGAAUGUUUUAUAUCCUCCAAGAAAUACCACAGUGUCAGUCAAUGCCUCUGGUGAAAUAGUGGAGGGCAGCUCAGUGACUCUGACCUGCAGCAGUGAUGCUAAUCCACCACAGAUAAACUACACCUGGUAUAAAGAGAAUGUAACUUCACCUGUAGGAUAUGGACAGAGUUACAUCAUCAACAACAUUCAGUCCAGUAACAGUGGACUGUACUACUGUGAGGCCCAGAAUAAGCAUGGCUCUCAGAAAACCACUGCUGUACCAAUCACCAUGAAAGGUAUUCAUGGUCAGAGUUGGGGUGUCAAAUAUAAUCGUGAUAGUAUCUGUGCCCUGAAGGGUUCAUCAGUAACCAUGUCCUGCUCCUACACAUAUCCCACUAGUAACACAGUUAAAACAGUUUUCUGGACAAAACAUGAAGUUGGGGAGCCCUCUGAUUUGUCUGAAGACAUAGAUUAUAAAGGCAAGUUUCAUGACCUUGGAGAUAAACAGUCAAACUGCACCAUGAAACUGAUUAAUGUGACUCAGACAGAUUCAAAGAGGUAUCGAUUCAGAUUUACUACAGAUAAGGCCCGGUGGAUUGGUCAACCUGGAGUUACACUGUCAGUCACAGGAUAUGGACAGAGAUACAUCAUCAACAACAUUCAGUCCAGUAACAGUGGACUGUACUACUGUGAGGCCCAGAAUAAACAUGGCUCUCAGAAAACCACUGCUGUACCAAUCACAGUGAAAGGUAUGGAAACUGUCAUAGCUGUUGUCAUAUGA
Messenger RNA from Chanos chanos (milkfish), 2313 nucleotides. RefSeq names its product B-cell receptor CD22-like. The transcript is spliced from 9 exons. Bases 1 to 2313 code for a protein of 770 amino acids. Lineage: Eukaryota; Metazoa; Chordata; Actinopteri; Gonorynchiformes; Chanidae. The record is from RefSeq and is a predicted model, not a curated record.